UGAUGGCAUGUAGCGCGAUGCGGUGGCCGCUGGUGCUGGCGCUGCUGGCGGCGGCGCACGCGUUGCCCACGCAGGACCCUGUGCUGUUCGAGGCCGCGUUCCAAGGCCGCUGCGGCUCGGGCAGCCCGUGCGAGCAGCUCUGUCGGGAGCUCCACGACGGCACAUUCGAGUGCGGCUGCGCACCCGGCUUCGUCUUGCACGUAGACGGCUACGGUUGCCUCGAGUUAAACUCAACAAAACCUUCAGAAACCUCAUUAGACACUGAAGAAGAUGUCCUUUACCAAAAAGAUGUGUCCUUCUCCGCCGAGCUAGAAGUUGCCCCGUCCAUUACGAAUAGAGUAAAACCUACACUAAGAUCUAUUGAUAGAACGACGCCGCCUGUAGAAGAUACGAGAAGAAGUAACAAGUAUACAGCAGAGAGGUCGAAAGAAGUUGAUGGGUUAAAGAGUUUGAUAGAAGAUGGGGUUAGUAGGAAUGAUUUGACGAUCAUUGCUGAUGAGAAUAUUAAGAAUGGGUUGUUGGAGGCGAGUCAGAGUGUGACGACGCAAGGCCCGAGUUUGGAGCAAAAAGUUCCGGACGCUACAGUGGCGCCUCCGUGGACAGCGGCGGUGGAAAACUGCAACUGUGCGCCCUGCGAUGGAGCUCGGUGCUCCUGUCCGCUAUCGCCGUCCAAGUGCAAACAAGACACAAAAAUCACGACCCCGCGCUUCUCAGGCCACUCGUGGGUGGCGCUGCGCGCGCUCCGCGGCGCGUACAAGCGCGUGCGGCUGCGGCUGCGCGUGCGGCCCGAGCGCGCGCGCGGAGUGCUGCUGAUCACGGGCGAGCACGACGACCUGUCGGGGGACUACCUGGCGCUGCUGCUGCGGAACGGACACGUCGAGCUCAGGUUCGACUGCGGCAGCGGCGCCGGCGUCCUGCGGUCACCAGAACCAGUCCGCCUCGGCCACUGGAACGUGAUCUCCGUGUACCGCCACCGCUGGGACGCUUGGUUACGGCUGAAUAACGGCAAGCGAGUGCGCGGCCGGUCUAAGGGCCUCUUCUCCCGUAUGACCUUCCGCGAGCCGGUGUGGGUCGGCGGCGCCGGCAACACCACAGGGCUGCAAGGCAAGCUCGGCCUGUCCGACGGUCUGCUCGGCUGCGUGGACUUCCUGAGGAUCAACGGAGACACGUACCGACUCGUCAAGGACGCUGUGGCCACUCUGGAUAUCGCCGAAUGUGCGCCAACCCUCGCCCCGUGGUCGCCAGAGACCACCAGCGAGACCAACCACGCCAUCUACGACAUCAACGACAUCGUCCACUUUGAGGACAACGACCUCGUGAUGCGAGACUCGAACAAGGACCAUAAUCUACUCGACAACUCUUUGGACUUGGAGCCGAAGAAGUGCGAGUGCCAGCACGGGGGCGGGUGUGUGGGGGGCGUGUGUCUGUGCCCGCUGGGGUACGCGGGGGCGCGGUGCGAGAUCACGCUUGACUUGAAGGUGCCACGUUUCAACGGAUCAUCGUACCUGCGGCUGCCGGGGCUUGGCAACUCUGCUCAGUCGUGGCUCGACAUACAGAUAACUCUAAAGCCGUCGAGUGGUGACGGGCUGGUCCUCUACAACUCGGAGCACGCCAGCGGCGAUGGCGACUUCUUCUCCUUGCAUCUGCGGGACUAUUUCGUGGAGUUCGCGUUCGAUCUCGGCUCUGGCAUCGCGCUUGUAAGGUCCGCCUACCCCCUGGCACCGAACAACUGGCACCGAGUAUCAGUGAGCCGUUCUGGACGCCGCGCGUCUUUACGCGUCCGAGCUACAUCACCUCGAGACGUCACCGAUGCCACCAGAUCUGUGACGUCUCACGGCGCAGCGCGGCGGCUCUCGCUAAGACAGCCAAUGCUGCUAGGAGGAGCGCCGCACCCGCUGCCCCCGCGGCUCGCGCUCCACGCCAGCUUCAGUGGCUGCGUGGGUCAGCUGGUAAUAAAUGACGAGGAGCUGUCGGUGGUGGCGUCGGCGCUGGGCGGCGUCAACGUCGACAACUGCGACGACAACAACGCAACAUGCGCAGAAAAACUUUGCAAAGAGACGAUAACACACGUACCCUACCCGAAAAACGUCUCAGAAAAUGAGAUCCACCAUUCAAUAGUAUCUAAGAAAGGCCCCAAAGCAAAGUUCUACAAAAUCAAGCCCAAGAAACAUAUACCACAUCUACACAAAGACAUGAAAAAGAAGAAAUACAUCAAAAAACAUGAUUAUUUGAGAGAAAGGAAUAACGAUGUGGUCACUGGGGAGCCUGCGUAUGACGGACGGACAUACAUGCAAGUGAAAUACUUGGAUGCAAACGAGAUCAACUGGGGGGAUACAAAUACGUAUCCCAGUUUCAGCGGGAAGGAUAGCUUCAUUCACAUUGAUGAUGAAGAAACUAUGAAGAGAUUGCUGAGUUACACACUAGACAUCAACAUCCGGUUCCGGUCGGAGGCGCCGGACGGGCUGCUGGUGUGGUCGGGGCGCGCGGUACGGCCGCCGGGCGACUUCCUGUCGCUCGCCAUCGAGAACUCCGUGCUCGUGCUCAGGUACGACCUGGGCAGCGGUGAGGUGGUCAUCAUCGCAAACCACACGAAGGUGGACGAUGGUCUGUGGCAUCGCGCGCGAGCUACUAGAAACAGACAAGCGGGUGUACUAGAGGUGGACGGCCUGGGCUCAGUAGGGAAAAUAUCGCCCGGCAAGCUUAAACAGCUCAAUACGGAAAACGGACUCUACAUAGGUGGUCUGCCGUCAAUAGAAAUGAAUUCCAUGGGUAAAUACAAGAGCGGCCUCGUCGGCUGCGUCUCCCAAAUAUCGCUGAGCGGCGAUUUCGACAUCCCACUGUCGCUGUCCAAGCUGCCCCACACAAUCACCAACAAUGUCGGCCGAUGCGCGCCAUAACAUUCCCAAUCGCCACCACAAACCAUUCUUUCGUGAGCAGAGUGAGUGAAUGGGUUCUUUGAAACAUUCAUUCAUUAACCCAUUCGUUCAUUUAAUAAAAUUGAAUGGGGUGAAUAGAUUUAUUGUUGGAGUGUAUGUUCAUUCAAAUGUUAAAUGGGUUUGUUUUAUUGUAAAGUGAAAUGGUUCGUGCAAAGAGUAAAUUUUGCAUAAAAAAUACAGUUUAGAAUUCACGAGUUUAAGCACUAAAUGAACUAUUUCACUUCAUGAAUCGAUAGGAUUUAGGUGUAUUUAAUUUUCGCAUACUUUUACCAGAAUACCAAAUUGUAAAUUUAAUUUCUAAACCGUUCAAUGGAUGACCAAUUCACUUAAUAAUAAACUCCGUACAUAUCAAUAUAAAAAUAAAAUUUCGGAGGCAAUAAGAACAAUAUCGAAACUUCAAUUUUUAUAUUAAUUGCCAUUAUCAUAGUGUCAGUUUUGACAUGAGUGGAUAUUUAUGAAUACUAAAUAGUCAAUUUAGAAUAAGUAACUCAAUACUGAUGUACGGAAUAAUGUCCUUCCACGGUAUACUUUCGAAAUAUAACUAUGUUUUUCUAUUUUCUUCAAUUAUAAUUUCCCUGUGAAAAUGGGGUAACUUUUCAAAGUGCUUUACUAUCUAGUAGAUAUUUUAAAAAAAACUAUUUGUAAUGUUAACUAAAUAAAAUUCUAGUCGUACGAGUGGUUUGCACGCAUUAUUUUAGUUCAUUUUUACACAUUUUAUAAAGUUCGGUUCUAGCCAAUCACAAAGAUUUGUUACGAUGUGAGUGUAUUUUAUAAAUAGAUAAAUAAGUAUACAUAGCGUUUGUAUAUCGGAAAAUUUUCAUAUGGGCAUGGUUUUAGAAGAUUGUACGUAGUUCAAGGAGCCAUAGCAUUUGAAAGACGUUGAAUAAAUAGGGAAGUGCUUGAAAUAUUUGUCAUUUUGGGCGCCAUGAUUGCCUGAUGAGGGCUUACCACGAACCAUUACUUUCGUUCAUUCAUUUACCUCUUUAUCGCUCGAAUAUUCAAGAGUCAUAAAGUGGCAGAUAACGAAAUAUUUUCGCGGUAGGCUCUCUACUACUUACAAAUCGUAUUAGCGCCACCUGUCGGCGUAAAGUGACAUUUCCCUGUUGUUUUUUCGAUUGGCAAGUUAGGUUUGUUUCGCGGUACCACUUGCUUUGCUUCCGUUGGCCCCUGUAGCACCGCUAUAGUCCUAGUAUAGAAUAAUAUAUGAGUAGUAUAAAUUUAAAUGCGCUUUAUAACAUCAAAACCUUCGAUUAAAUAUUAUGUUUUGACGCGAGUAAACCAUUAUUCAGAGGAGCUUUGGUGAAUGAAUCCGAAGCAUGAGGUUAAUAAAAAAAUAUAUAACGACUAAAUAAAGAUAAGAUAAACUUCUUAUACACAAUUUGGCUUAUUAGGGUUCCGUACCCAAAGGGUAAAACGGGAUCCUAUUACUAAGACUCUGCUGUCCGUCCGUCCGUCCGUCCGUCCGUCCGUCCGUCCGUCCGUCCGUCCGUCCGUCAGUCUGUCACCAGGCUGUAUCUCACGAACCGUGAUAGCUAGACAGUUGAAAUUUUCACAGAUGAUGUAUUUCUGUUGCCGCUAUAACAACAAAUACUAAAAACAGAAUAAAAUAAAGAUUUAAGUGGGGCUCCCAUACAACAAACGUGAUUUUUGACCAAAGUUAAGCAACGUCGGGCGGGGUCAGUACUUGGAUGGGUGACCGUUUUAUUUUUUUUGCCUUUUUUGCUUUUUUUAUUAUUUGUACGGAACCCUUCGUGCGCGAGUCCUACUCGCACUUGCCCGGUUUUUUGUUAUAUGAUAUGUACCUGCGUUAUGGUUAAAUCGGAAUAUUAUACACGUAAGUUAAUAAGUACCUCUGAUAUAUAUUACCUAUGUGUUAUUCUUUCCUUUACGUUACAUUUAGAUGAAAAAAAAAUACGUACAAUAUCAACAUGUUGGCUUGCGUCAAAACAUAUUAAAAGAGCGAUCUAUUUUUACCCUACGAUACCCUUUGACGGGAUUUUUCCACGAAUAGGUUCAGUCAAUUAUAUAUUUCACAGGGUGUGAAAAAUUAUUUACAAAUACAUAUCUUUAAUUACGGUCUCUUUAUAAUUGUUUUGUAUGACGUUUAUAUGUAUUUUUUUUUAUUUGGUGUUUGACUGCACAAUAAUUUUAUAGCAUAUCUUCGAUGUAAGAAAAACGUGAAUGUUUUACUAGUUGUGUUAAUGAAAACUGUUUUUUUUUAACCAUCGUCUAUUCGCCAUCAUGCACAGAGUUCCAUGUAUUUAUUUCUAGUUUAAAGACAUCCCAAAGAAGUAGUAGCUUUCUUGUACGGCAAAUUUACCGAACUGUACCUAACAAAAUAACGACUGCUUUUACCAAAGUUUUGUACCUGUAUGGAAAUGUAUCGUUAAUUUUAACUAAAACUAUAAAGUAGUCCUACUUGUGACAUAUAGCUUGUUUAGCAUUAGUUUUGUAUGUGAGACCUGUCCGAUGUAUUAUACGCCGUUAUUUGUACAAAAUUAUAUCAAUAAAAUAUAAUAAAAAU
Messenger RNA from Cydia fagiglandana, 5460 nucleotides. RefSeq names its product pikachurin. The record is from RefSeq and is a predicted model, not a curated record. NCBI's taxonomy places the organism in Eukaryota, Metazoa, Arthropoda, Insecta, Lepidoptera, Tortricidae. The transcript has 18 exons. The coding region runs from base 3 to 2897 and encodes 964 amino acids.